This is a messenger RNA of Drosophila subobscura, 1154 nucleotides long. RefSeq names its product ventral anterior homeobox 1 (gene lms). Gene Ontology annotation, biological process: regulation of DNA-templated transcription. NCBI's taxonomy places the organism in Eukaryota, Metazoa, Arthropoda, Insecta, Diptera, Drosophilidae. The record is from RefSeq and is a predicted model, not a curated record. Bases 30 to 1154 code for a protein of 374 amino acids. The transcript is spliced from 3 exons. Gene Ontology annotation, molecular function: DNA-binding transcription factor activity, RNA polymerase II-specific; DNA binding.
ACGCGCGCUGUUCGGUAUUCGUCUCAAACAUGAACUCCCAAUCGGCGGCACGUCGCUAUCCGCACAGCUUCUCCAUCGAUCAGAUUUUGGCCAAGCCCUCGAGCCACUUUGAGCUGCAAGCCGCCUCGCAGGAUGACAGCGGCAGUGGCAGCAUUUGUGAUGUGUCGCGCGUGUCCAGUCCGGCCACAUCCAGCUGCAUGGAGGAUGCGCUGGAUGAUGCCAAAAGUGAUAUAGAUAUGGCCUCGGAUGAUGGCAACGCACUCGGCGAUGAUCGCAAGAAGCGGCCGCGCACGGCCUUCUCGGCGGCACAGAUCAAGGCCCUGGAAACGGAAUUCGAGCGGGGCAAGUAUCUGUCGGUGGCCAAGAGAACGGCGCUGGCCAAGCAGCUGGAGCUGACGGAGACGCAGAUCAAGAUCUGGUUCCAGAAUCGACGCACCAAGUGGAAGCGGAAGUACACCUCGGAUGUGGAGACCCUCGCGUCCCACUACUACGCUCAGCUGGGCAUCGGGGGACUGGCCCGCCCCAUGGUGGUGGGCGAUCGCCUGUGGCUGUUCAGCCAAACGCCCGCCGGCCCCACACCCAUCCAGUCCAUCAUGCUGAACGGCAGCGGAUCCGCGCCUCCCCUGUCAGCGGCGGCGGCUACAGCCCCGCCAAUGCGUCCGUAUCCGGCCGGCGGCGGCAUGCCACCACUGCCGGGACCCAGUGUCAUGGAGAGCGCUCGCAAUGCCAUUCUAUCCCGUGGACAGCCCCUCAACUUUGCCCUGCCCUUCGGUGUGUCCAAGCCGCCCGCGGGGACAGUCGCAGCUGGCGGAGGCGGCUAUGUGCCGCGCUGCAAGUCCUACGUGGGUGGCUACUACGCCCCGCCACAUGCCCAGAGCGAUGGCUAUCUGCAGCUGAAGUACGCCACUCUGACGCCAGAAACGGAAUCCAGCAACACGAACGGCCUGGCCGAGCUGGAGCGCGUCUUUGGGGAUGCCAAUGCCAAUGCCAACUUUCUGCAACACCGCAGCACGCCAGCCGCUGGAGGUGCCACAGCCUAUGGCCACGAGGCACUGGCUCAGGCCCAGCGCAGCCGCAGACCCACCCAAUCGGAGUCCGAGUGCAGCGACAUCGACUGCGAGCAGCUGGACGACGAGGAUGAGCAGCUACCUUAA